Mucor mucedo is the source of this 1456-nucleotide messenger RNA. RefSeq lists its product as uncharacterized. NCBI's taxonomy places the organism in Eukaryota, Fungi, Mucoromycota, Mucoromycetes, Mucorales, Mucoraceae. The record is from RefSeq and is a predicted model, not a curated record. The transcript is spliced from 4 exons. Bases 13 to 1401 code for a protein of 462 amino acids.
AAAAAAAAAAAAAUGAUUCAAACUUAUAGCAAAGUGUAUUCUUGGCUAUUUGUUGUACUCAUUCCAUUAUACUUGUCUUUACAAUUACUAAAAGCAAACACAAAUAUUUCAACCACAUUACAACUAUUCAAUCACACCUUUCCGAAAUCCAACCCUCAUAGUAACACUUGGACAUUUCGAGAGCACUGGCCUCUUUCACAACCGAAACGACGAAGAACCCAGCAAAAUACCGAUGAAAAGUACCUGACAUUUUUCACCCACAGUGGUUUUCAAAACCAAUUGAUACAAGUGGAAAAUGGGAUUUUACUAGCUUGGUAUUUAAAUCGGACUCUUAUUUUACCAAAAGCUGUGCUGGGCCAAGCAUUUGGCUGGUCUCAUUUCGAAAGACUAUAUCAACACCAUACUUUGCGUGAUACAUCCAACCCAUUUUGUGCUCGUUUCACCAAGAAAAAGGAUCGAAAAUUAGCUUCCUGUCCAGACCCAAACAAGUAUGCAUUGGCCUCGUUUGAGGAUCUCUUUGAUCUAUCAUGGGCCAAACAACAUGUCAGAAUCGAACAACGCGAUGCCUCGGAUUUCCAUUGGCUACAGUAUCACUAUGGCAUUCAUACCGGGAAUCAUCAUCAGUCACACGGUUCAUAUGUCGACGGCGACAUUUUCUUCUUUAAGGAUGAGACGAGAUAUGAUUGGCGCAUUUACGACAUGCCAAACAAGUACAAAUUCCUAGGAAGAUAUGCAGAUAGUUUACAAGUAGAGGAAUUACAAAACCACUCGGAAAAACUCAUUCAUUUCACAAGCUUGUUUGGUACCGGUAAAUUUUCAAUCAAGAAUCCUCAGAACAUGCAGUUUUUCAAGUCGCUGCAGAACAGUAUCACUUAUAGACAUCCGGCUGUUUUAAAGAUUUCUCAUAGCGUCAUUGGCGCAUUGGGUGGUUCCCGGAAUUUCCUGGGCGUGCAUCUCCGAACAGCAGAUGGGUUGUUUAUUGACGCGGUGCCUGAAAAUAUUCAAAAUAUCAUUCAAAGAAUUCCAGCCACGUCUAUCCCACUCAUCAACACAACCGAUUUACCACUCUCCACUUGUGUGACCUUGGCCCAACAGAACCAAACCACGCUCGUCUUCUUAGCCACUGAUGCUAUUCAACCUAGAUCCAACCCUCAAUUCCAACCCCUCUGGUCUCAUUCACCUUGUACAUUCACCCUCAAUGAAAUCUUACCACCACAGCAUCCCACCUGGCACCACGUCGAUGCCUAUCGUACCCAUACCGGUGAAAGUAUGAGGCGCUUCUUGACUCCUCUGAUGGAUGCCCUGGUGGCCAGUCAAGGAAGUGCGUUUAUUGGGUCCAAAGGGUCCACCUUCUCGGGUUAUAUACGUAGAUUACAUCAUACAAAACGAAAUGUAUUUUAAAGUAGCUGGUUCUACUACUCUUUUUUUGUACAUAGAAUAGACUUUUUUUUUUGAA